This is a messenger RNA of Camelus dromedarius (Arabian camel), 5902 nucleotides long. It is a transcript of the gene EXOC6B, whose product is annotated as exocyst complex component 6B. The record is from RefSeq and is a predicted model, not a curated record. The transcript has 22 exons. Bases 129 to 2564 code for a protein of 811 amino acids. Gene Ontology annotation, biological process: exocytosis; Golgi to plasma membrane transport; intracellular protein transport. Gene Ontology annotation, cellular component: exocyst; membrane. Lineage: Eukaryota; Metazoa; Chordata; Mammalia; Artiodactyla; Camelidae.
ACGACUAUGAGGGAGGGGUCGUCCUGCGGGUGGCCGGAGGCUGGGGAGGCUCUGGAGCCUUGGGUGAGAGAGCGAGUGAAAGGUGAGGCGAGCCAAGGAGGGGACGCGCUGCCGGGCGCCCCCAGUCUAUGGAGCGGGGUAAGAUGGCGGAGGCGGAGAGCCUGGAGACGGCGGCGGAGCACGAGCGGAUCCUCCGAGAGAUCGAGAGCACCGACACGGCCUGCAUCGGGCCCACGCUCAGGUCUGUCUAUGAUGGUGAGGAACAUGGACGAUUCAUGGAGAAGCUUGAAACUCGCAUCCGCAAUCAUGACCGAGAAAUUGAGAAAAUGUGCAACUUUCACUACCAGGGCUUUGUGGACUCUAUAACAGAACUGCUCAAAGUGAGAGGAGAGGCCCAGAAACUCAAAAAUCAAGUGACGGAUACUAAUAGGAAACUACAACAUGAGGGAAAGGAACUGGUAAUAGCAAUGGAAGAGCUGAAGCAGUGUCGACUACAACAGAGAAAUAUUUCUGCCACUGUUGAUAAAUUAAUGCUGUGUCUUCCAGUCCUGGAGAUGUAUAGCAAACUGAGGGACCAGAUGAAAACUAAAAGGCAUUACCCUGCACUGAAAACUCUGGAACAUCUAGAGCACACGUACCUGCCUCAAGUAAGCCACUAUCGCUUCUGCAAGGUGAUGGUGGACAAUAUCCCCAAGCUCCGAGAGGAAAUCAAGGAUGUUUCUAUGUCUGAUCUCAAAGACUUUCUGGAGAGUAUCCGCAAACAUUCAGACAAAAUUGGAGAGACUGCCAUGAAACAAGCCCAACAACAAAGAAACCUGGAUAAUAUCAUCUUGCAACAACCCAGAAUAGGUAGCAAGAGAAAAUUUAAGAAAGAUGCAUAUACGAUUUUUGAUACAGAGAUAGAAAGCACUAGCCCCAAGUCUGAACAAGAUUCAGGAAUCCUGGAUGUUGAAGAUGAGGAAGAUGAUGAAGAGGUUCCUGGGGCCCAGGAUUUGGUUGAUUUCUCUCCUGUUUAUCGAUGUCUUCACAUAUAUUCUGUCCUGGGUGCCCGGGAAACAUUUGAGAACUACUACCGAAAACAGAGGCGAAAACAGGCUCGUUUGGUGCUCCAGCCUCCGUCUAAUAUGCAUGAAACUUUAGACGGCUACAGGAAGUAUUUUAAUCAGAUUGUUGGCUUUUUUGUGGUUGAAGAUCACAUUUUACAUACAACCCAGGGCUUAGUAAACAGAGCCUACAUUGAUGAACUGUGGGAAAUGGCACUUUCAAAAACCAUCGCGGCACUCCGUACCCACUCGUCUUACUGCUCUGAUCCAAACCUCGUGUUAGAUUUGAAGAACCUCAUUGUGCUUUUUGCGGACACACUUCAGGUGUAUGGUUUCCCUGUAAACCAGCUUUUUGACAUGCUGUUAGAAAUCAGAGAUCAGUAUAGUGAAACUUUGCUAAAGAAGUGGGCAGGUAUUUUCAGAAACAUACUUGAUUCUGACAACUACAGUCCUAUACCAGUAACAAGCGAAGAGAUGUAUAAGAAGGUGGUGGGACAAUUCCCAUUCCAAGAUACAGAGCUAGAAAAGCAACCAUUUCCAAAAAAGUUUCCAUUCUCUGAAUUUGUGCCAAAAGUUUACAACCAAAUUAAAGAAUUUAUCUAUGCCUGUCUGAAGUUUUCAGAAGAUCUUCACCUAAGCUCAACUGAAGUUGAUGACAUGAUUCGUAAAUCUACAAACCUGUUGCUAACUAGGACUCUGAGCAACUCUCUGCAGAAUGUCAUUAAAAGGAAGAAUAUUGGACUUACUGAGCUUGUCCAGAUUAUUAUCAAUACAACACACCUGGAGAAAUCCUGUAAGUACUUGGAAGAAUUCAUCACCAACAUCACUAAUGUGCUUCCAGAGACAGUCCACACCACCAAGCUCUAUGGCACGACAACUUUUAAGGAUGCCAGACAUGCGGCUGAAGAAGAGAUUUAUACCAACUUAAACCAGAAGAUUGACCAGUUUCUGCAGCUGGCCGACUAUGACUGGAUGACAGGAGAUUUGGGCAACAAAGCUAGUGAUUACCUAGUAGACCUCAUUGCCUUUCUACGUAGCACCUUUGCUGUAUUCACACACCUUCCUGGAAAGGUGGCCCAGACAGCAUGUAUGUCAGCUUGCAAGCAUUUAGCCACAUCCUUGAUGCAACUUUUGCUGGAAGCUGAAGUAAGACAGCUCACCUUGGGAGCGUUACAGCAGUUCAAUCUGGAUGUCAGAGAAUGUGAACAGUUUGCCAGAUCCGGCCCGGUGCCUGGGUUCCAGGAGGACACGCUGCAGUUGGCCUUCAUCGACUUGAGACAACUGUUGGAUCUCUUCAUCCAGUGGGAUUGGUCCACCUACCUUGCUGACUAUGGUCAGCCCAACUGCAAGUACCUGCGGGUAAACCCAGUGACAGCUCUGACCCUGCUGGAGAAGAUGAAGGACACUAGCCGCAAGAACAACAUGUUUGCACAGUUUCGGAAAAAUGAGCGAGACAAGCAGAAACUGAUUGACACUGUGGCCAAGCAGCUCCGGGGACUUGUCAGCAGCCACCACUCAUGAAGGCUGGCCUCGGGCCACCGAGGCUGCCCGCUGCAGCCCCGUAGCCCGGGACGCAGCAGCGCCGGCCGGCCCUGCCUUUGUGCAUUCUUCUUCAAAGAGAGCAGAUGUAUUUUUUUAAUAACCUGUGUACAGUAUGCGCCUGACCUUUCCCUGUAGUGAAAAAGGCACAAGAGGAAGCGAGUACAUGAGACGUGGCGAGGCUGGGGCUCGGGGGAAGUCAUACUCCGCUCUCCGUGUUCUGGGGAACCACCUGUCUUCCGUGGCUCUGGGCUUAGGUCUGGGGCUCAGGAACUACACCAACAGAAUGGGGACUCGGCACCGAGAGGUCAGCUGAGUAGGGCCGGAGGGUGAUAAAGUCCAUCCUGCUCCCUCCUAGGCGCCCCGUUCGCUGCCUAGGUGAGUGAGGCUGGUUCUCGCCGGCACAAGGAAAGGGCCUGGAGGACACUACUGUUUAAUAUAUGAGAGACCAGCCCACGGCUCUGGAGUUCAGGGCUUCAUCUCCUCUGUCCACUGACUUUCACUGGCUGGUGUACAAGCCUGGCUUGUGGCAAGAUGAUGGCUUCACCGCAGUCCCCCCAAGGAUGGCAUUUUCUUUAGCCUUGAUCUAACACGGUGCUUUUACUGCUCAUUUUUCAGGGGCAAGGUAGGGUGGCGUAUGCAGUGGUGAUAACUGGACUCCAUGACUGUGUGUGCGUUGUCCCCACACCAGGAGGGGUUCUACGGGAUCUUGAAAGCCAGUGUGAGUGGGAUCGGAGCCUCAGCCCCUCCCCCGUUCCUCUCAUUUCCUUCUUUCAGGGUCAGGGCACUUGGUUCAGAGCAUAGGUCAACAGUUAUUUCUGUAGGCAGAAAGUCUCCAACUUGGCCUCCUCCUGCGGGGUCACUGGGAUAGUCAGAUUCCAGAAACCUGAAAAUGGCCCUUACUUUACCCUUAGGUAAAACCUGAAGAUUGCUUGGGAUUGUCCCUUUGUGGGUUUUUGGAUUUUUUUUUUUUUUUAAUGGAGGUGCUGAGGAUUGGAACAUCGUGCAUGCUAAGCGUGCCCUCUACCACUGAGCUGUACCCUCCCUGCCUUUAUGUUUUAAAAUCAGCUUUCUGGCCACCAUCUUUAAAGGAAAUGUCACCAGCUCUGUACUGUGGGGACAGCCAUAGCUGGACUGGAUACCCCUAGGGAUGGAGCCAUUGUCACUAUGAGGUAGAGAGGGUCAGCCAUGGCUAGUGGUUGUGACCUCUGGUCCAGCUGUCCCUAAGUCACGCCCUGGGUCAGAAGCGCUUCUUGCUUAAGCCCCAGGCUUCCAUCCCCAUAGCUGUCUUUUGGCUCCGUCUGAGAAAGCUUGCCUGUAAUCCUGUCCCUCAAGCUCUGGAGUUUGCAAAGGGAGCCUGGACCAGCUCGCGUGGAGGCUGUGUCCGCUGUCCCAGGUGAGCUCCUGAGACUUAACACAGGUGCUCUGCUGUAGGGUCAGUCGGAGGAACCUGCCCUUUGAGACACUUCAGGAAGAUGCUAGUAAGGCUCCUGGUAAGAGUCUAACUGCGCAUCACCAAGCGAUGACAAGUGGGCCACACGGGCACUUCCAGCUGGGGUGAGUGGGAGGAAUGGCUCAUCAGACAGAAUUCCCCACUACCUCCGCCAGCUGCUGAGUUGCUUCUGGGGAGGGCAGUGCUUCCUUUUUCACAAACCCCUCCCCCACCAAGUUGUAUCACAACUUGAAAACUGUGGGGAAGAAAAGAUGGAUGUGGGGACAUCCCCAAAGCUGGAGAGACCAGGCUGCACGCGGGCUCCACAGCAGCCCUCGGAGCCGCAUCCGGGGACGGGGCUCGGAGUUGACUGCUGCCACCCAGACCUUUAGUAGCCGAGGGAAGACAGGGGCCGUGGGAACGAGACUGAAAUGCCAUCUCUCAAGCUUGACCUUAUUGGGAAGGGGUGACACUGGUCACACCAGUCCCAAGCACCCUCCUUCACCUGAGCCCAGUUUACAAGAUCUCUUCAGCUUUUAGCACUGAGACUUUGAAAAGAAAUGGAGAGAACCUUAAGCAGGUCACAGCUGUUUUCAAGCGUUGUCGCUGCUGGUCUGGCCUCAAACCUGUCCCCCUGGAAAAGCCCAGCGGCUGAGGAGAAAGAGAUCAGGAUGGAGGGACGGGGGUUAGUCUGCGCCUCGCACGCAGAAGUCCUUCCACGGAAAACGCUUCUUCAAGCUGAAGACUCCGAGGGUGGCGCCUUCGUUGGAUCCCUUCUUCCCUCCCAGUCUGCCCUCCGUCUUCCCUAGCAAAACCAGCACGCAGCUCCUGAGCUGUCUGUCGGUGGAGACACACUCUCGGUGAGCUGGUAAACAGAGGGGCCAGCCGUGUCCAAGCCGUUUGAACUGAUGACGUAGGAUUCUUCAGUUCUGCCAACAGGCCUCUGGCUGGGCCAGCCCUCGGGAGGACUGGUGCAAACCAGCGGUGCCCAUGGCCCUCAGGCUUCUAAGAUCUGAUCUCAGAUGCCCAGAGACUUAGAAGUUCCCCGAGGCCUCAGUAAGAGGGCGAGAAUGUGGGUAGCUGGCCUUCUAGUUGGUAAGAACCCUUGGUCAAGUUCUUGGCAAAACCAGGUCUGUAUUCCUGAAGGGACGGUCGGGCUUGGCACCCUAGUGGCUUUCAGUAGUAGGUUAGGUAACUGGCAUAGCUUGAACUUACUUCGGAGCAAAAUCUCUUUGAGUCAACUGGGAAUGAAGCUUUGAUGGUGGAGGAGAACAGGACCUGGAAACGAACCAGCAGAGAGUCCCCCCUUGGCAAAGGGAAUGUGUAGCUUCCAGGGAGCAUUUCCCAGUAUUUUCGUCACAUCGCAGGCCUUAACCGUCUCCCAGGCCUCCAAGCCAGGCCCGCUGCCCUGCACACUUGCUCAGUGAGGGGCCUUUAUCCCCAAGAUCGGCAUUGGCCAUGACUUUCCCCGUGAGGCCUCUCAGCGCGAUCCUCGGGGCCUGCUGCAAAAGUCCCCUUUCCCGGAGCCGCCCUCCUCCCAGGACGCAACACCUGCCUGCUUCCGCGGCCUCUUUUUUUUUUAAAUUCUUUUUUUUUUUUUUUUUUUGGCCUGAGUUUGCAAUUACUUUUCACUCAUGUGUUGGAAACGGCCUUUUCAUUUUGCACAAAUAGUCACACAUUUAUGGGGGACAUUUAGGAAAGUCUGUUUUUAACUCGAAAGGGAAUUUUUUUUCUCUUUAAAACUCACUAGUGAAGCUUCUGAUCCUGUGGGGCCUCUUGGUUAGUAGAAAACCUCCUGUGUGGAAAGAGCAUGUUCAUUCCUCCUGUACGUGUUCCCCGUUUAACCGCUAUUAAAGAAGACAGCCUAUGUACCUGUUCAAAAGCCACA